Molecule: messenger RNA, 1631 nt
Organism: Mytilus trossulus (common blue mussel)
Lineage: Eukaryota; Metazoa; Mollusca; Bivalvia; Mytilida; Mytilidae
Product: BRO1 domain-containing protein BROX-like
Exons: 11
Coding region: 76-1335 (419 amino acids)
Source: RefSeq, a predicted model, not a curated record
GGGUUAUUUAUGGUUUUCAACACUUCCUGCUUACAGAGGGAGCCACAAUAGCUCACAACUGUCAACAGAGAAAUUAUGUCGUAUUGGUUCCAUCGAAAUCCUUUAAAAGCAACUUCAAACCUUACGUUUGAGUUAAGGGGUGUGUCGACUGAUGAAAAAACAAGAAGAAUAUUUAAUGAAUUAAGACAAACCAGGAACAAAUUACUAGAGCUUCUCCCUGAUCCAAACCAUGAUAAAAGUUCUAUUGAGAAAGCUACAACAGAUUACUUCUCUCUACUGUUGGGACUUAUACAACCCUUUGAUGAGGGGGAAAAUAAACUAAGAAAAGCUUUAAAAUUCAAAUGGACGAACAGUCUUCUUGGAAAUGUUACUCAAGAACAGUGGGACACCGCGUUUGAGGCUGCACAUAUGGCCAUAAACGUUGCUUUGUGGUAUACAAAACAUGCUGCUAAAUUAGCUGCAAAAGAAACACCAGACAUGGAAGAAGCUAAAGAAGUGCAUACUUGUCUACGUGUAGCUGCUGGUAUAUUUACAUAUGCCAAGGAUGAGUUAGUUGGUAAACUUGCUGGGAACAGUACUGAUAACGCUGUGGACACCGAAGGUCGUGUUAUGGAAGCCUAUAUAAACCAGUGUACUGCUGAAGCACAGGAGGUAACAAUAGCAAGGGCUAUAGAACUAAAACACCAGGCAAGUUUAGUAGCUGCUCUGGCAUUUGAGACAGCACAGUUGUACCAAAGAGCAGAUGAUGCUCUGAACAGUUUAGACGACAAAAUUGUGGGAAAGUGGAGAAAAUAUUUUCAACUAAAAUCAGCCUUUUAUACCUCUACUGCUUACAGUUAUAAUGGUGAAGCACUAUUAGCUGAAGAUAAAUGUGGGGAGGCAAUAAGAGGUCUACAAGAGGGAGUGAAAUUAUAUGACAAAGCAGAACAAUUAUGUAAGGAGUACGCAUCAGCAAAAGGGCUAGGAACAUUUGCCAGGCCUUUAAAUCACAUAUUCUUUAGAAAGUUUGGACCAAUCUUAAAGAGAACCUUAGAAAAAUGUGAGAGAGAAAAUGGCAUGAUAUACCAUCACAAAGUACCAUAUGAUCCACCUCAGUUAGAAUUGAAAGCCACCUAUGGUUUAGUGUCACCUGAGGCAUUCAAAAGCAUUGCUCUUAGUCCUCUAUGGACAAAAGAUGUAUAUGAAAAAAUGGAUGCUAAGAUGGCUCCCAAGGAAGAAAAUGAGAAAAAGGCAGAUAAAGAAAAGGACAAAAAGGAAUUGCCACCAGUGAAGGAGAAAGAAACCCCAAUGUCUGACAAAGAUCCUGGAACAUUUAGUGGAUGUUCGAUAUCAUAAAACAUUUUAUUGUUCAAUCAGUUGUUAUAGUCUUAUGAAAUCUACAUGUUAAAUAAGCAAAAUUUUAUAUGCCUGUAUGCCCUAGAAUUUACAAUCUAGAGUAGAUUAUUUAAUAUUGAACAAAUAUAUAUAUCUUUAAAUUAAUCAUUCUUAUAAGAGUUACUGUUAUGACAUUAAAGGUGUGGCUAUCCUAUUGCAUUAAUUGGAAGUACUCUUAAAUUGUCCUUAAUACUGAAUUAAAAAGUUUCUCAAGUAUUAUAUAUCUCAAAAAUUAAUUAUAAUGACGGUUGAUAAGA